Bacillus rossius redtenbacheri is the source of this 1919-nucleotide messenger RNA. Its product is annotated as 5-hydroxyisourate hydrolase-like. The coding region runs from base 537 to 1583 and encodes 348 amino acids. Gene Ontology annotation, biological process: purine nucleobase metabolic process. The transcript has 6 exons. Gene Ontology annotation, molecular function: hydroxyisourate hydrolase activity. The record is from RefSeq and is a predicted model, not a curated record. Lineage: Eukaryota; Metazoa; Arthropoda; Insecta; Phasmatodea; Bacillidae.
AUCUAAGUUAAAGUUUGGAAAUUAAAUAAUGCAAAAUUGUUGUGACCUAAAAUCUGGUAUGAACUAAAAUGGCUUCAUUAUUUCAUUGUAUCCUCCUCUUUAUUCUGUGGACCAUCAUAACGUAUGUAGUUGGUUAAAAAAUAAGGGUACCACCAGCCUUUUUAUAAAAAACUGGAUUAUAUUUAUUUUCACUUCGCUCGAAAUUUGUUAAAAUUUUUUUUUUAAAAGUCGAAUGAAAAUUCUAUCGAGAAUGAAAUCGAGAUCUUGCUUUGUGUGUAGCUAAUUUUAGAAUUUAGACUAAGUUAACGAUGUGAAUGUUGUUAACCCGCGUACCCUUGAUCAAAUUAUUCUGAAUCUGAAUUCUGGCAACGUAAUGAAAUAAAUAACUAUAAUUUUUUGCAGACCUGUAAAUAUUGAAAUGAAUUGGUAUAAUUGAGUUUUUUCGAAGAGUUUGUGUUAGGAUUUACUAACUCAGGUCGCACUUAAUUUCAUUUCGACAAGGUUAUCUUCAAACGUUUUAGUGUUCUGGUGAACUGAUGUUUUGGUAUUUUGCGGAGGGUAGUGGUUGUUCUGGAGGAAUGGCAUCCCCGGAAAGUUCGGCCUCGGAAAACGAUGAACCAAGAAUUGCAACAUUGACAAACAUCAAAGUGGAAGACGAUGUGCCGCCACAGAGUUUAUCGCCAAGUAAAUACUAUAAGCAAACGUAUAGAAAAGAUUGGGAAUUGAUGCCAGAUUUUAAAGAUUGGCUGUCAUGUGUACCAGGUGAACCAACUCGAGCAUACUGCAAAUACUGCGAAAAGACUUUACAUGCACAUAGGUUGAGUCUUUUAAAACAUACAUGCACUUUGAAACACACGCGAGCUGCAAAGAAUGCCUUUAAUAACAAGGAGUCUGCCAACACAGUACCACAGACAAAUCAGACAGUCACAUCAGAUGACAGAGAGAGGCAAGAGGACAGUGAGUGCCAAGUCAACUCGCAACCGACUACGCUUUUGCUUCCCUCGGCCAAGAUGGAAGCGAUCGCGUGCAGGGUGGACAACCCACCGCUCAUGGACAUGAGUGCCAGUGCCAGAGAGAGUGAUUCCGAUGAGCCAAUGGACGCACAGCCAAGCAGCAAUAAAAAUGAUGGCGGUGGCAAGUUUCCAGCUCCGCCUCUUGAAGCUGCGACCUCCCAGCGACCGGCCAACAAGGUGAUAAUAACUGAGGUGCCCCAGCCUGAAAGCUCAACUGAGUCCUCUGAGGAUGAUGGGAAUCUAUCUACGCAUGUCUUGGAUACUUCUAAAGGCAGGCCUGUAUCAGGUCUUAUGGUGAGCCUGUACAGGCUCAUAGAUGGACGUUGGACCCACUUAGCUGACAGCAUGACAAACCCAGAUGGCCGUUGCACAGGCUUUGCAAAGAAGCAAGCUUUUGUGGCUGGACGUUACAAAUUGCACUACGAUGUGGAUCGAUACUAUGAACAUCGCAAGAUAGACUCAUUGUACCCUUUCAUCGAGAUUGUGUUUGACGUACGCUCGCCGCAGGAACAUUACCACAUCCCGCUGCUGCUCAGUCCGUACGGAUACACGACCUACAAAGGCAGCUAAAUGUGGAUAUUUGUUCAUGUGCAGCUGAAUUGCAUGAGAAAAUUAACUUUGCUGCUACAGUGCAAGCGUGGAAUAGCUGUUGAUUCGUCGCUUAAGUGGUCUGUUUAGUUCCCCUAGAAUAAAUCUUGAGUUUUGAUUAGCAUGGUAAAAUUAAGUUGUGUGUUUUGUUGGGAUCUGAUAAAGUGUAUAAUGGAAUUCAAGUCAUUUUUGUUUAAUAAAUAUUUUUACUUGAUUAUUUUGUUUCCAGUUAUAAGCCUGACAUGUUGUUUGUUGAAACUUGUAGUUACCUUGUCCUAGUUAAGAGACUUAAGUUGUAAUUAAACAGUUAACUAUUUA